Messenger RNA from Plectropomus leopardus (leopard coralgrouper), 708 nucleotides. Lineage: Eukaryota; Metazoa; Chordata; Actinopteri; Perciformes; Serranidae. The record is from RefSeq and is a predicted model, not a curated record.
AUGUCCUGUCCUUUGUGUGUCCAGGCGUGGGACAUCGUUACUCGUACCUGUGCCUACACCAACCACACCGUCCUGCCUGAAGCCCUGGAGCGCUGGCCUGUUGACCUCUUCCAGAACCUGCUCCCUCGUCACCUGGAGAUCAUCUAUGAGAUCAACAGGAGGCACCUGGAGCGCAUUGGCAAGCUUUACCCUGGAGAUAAUGACCGCCUGCGCCGCAUGUCCCUGAUUGAGGAAGGGGACAACAAGAAAAUCAACAUGGCUCACCUGUGCAUCGUGGGAUCUCAUGCUGUCAACGGCGUGGCCCGCAUCCACUCUGAAAUCAUCAAAAACACGGUCUUUAAGGAUUUCUACGAAACAGACCCUGAUAAGUUCCAGAACAAGACCAACGGCAUCACACCGCGCCGCUGGCUGGUCAUGUGCAACCCCGGCCUGGCUGAGGUCAUCGCAGAGAGAAUUGGUGAGGACUACAUCCGUGACCUGGACCAGCUGAAGAAGCUCCUGGAUUUUGUGGACGAUGACGCCUUCAUUCGCGAUGUUGCCAAAGUCAAACAAGAGAACAAGAUGAAGUUUGCAGCCCAUCUCGAAGAGCACUACAAGGUGAAGAUCAACCCCAACUCCAUGUUUGAUGUCCAGGUGAAGAGGAUCCACGAGUACAAGAGGCAGCUGCUCAACUGCCUGCACAUCAUCACACUCUACAACCGUGAGGGA